Suillus subaureus is the source of this 1014-nucleotide messenger RNA. RefSeq names its product Alpha/Beta hydrolase protein. The transcript has 2 exons. The record is from RefSeq and is a predicted model, not a curated record. Gene Ontology annotation, molecular function: hydrolase activity. NCBI's taxonomy places the organism in Eukaryota, Fungi, Basidiomycota, Agaricomycetes, Boletales, Suillaceae. Bases 1 to 1014 code for a protein of 337 amino acids.
AUGUCUUCACUCACUCAACCCACCAGCUGGACCCCUGCGCAAGCAGCAGCUGUUCAUGACAUCCGCACUACGAUCAGUGCUUCCAAGCCUCCGUUCGGUCAGGCCAAAUCCCCUGCUGAGCGCGCACGGGUGCCCACCGAAGGAAUCCCGGAAGGAGUUCGCAUCUCUUGUGAAUUAGCCCCUCCUUCCUCCCAGAUCCCCACGUCCAUUCACUCAACCUCGAUCCAACCGGGUCAGGUUCCCGUCUUCUUUUACACUGAUGCGCAUUCCGCGUCCUUGGCUGGUGCGAAGAAUGACGUCAAAGUCAUCCUUCAUGCGCACGGAGGCGGCGGCCUCCUCGGACAUCCAACGGAACAGAGGUUUAUGGCAUUCUUCUCUCGUAUACUUCGCGCACUUAAGAAGAAAUCUGGCGCACGAGGAUCUAGUACACCCAUCAUCGCAGCUCCUUCACACAGACUUGCGACGGUCCCCAAGAACCUCUUUCCAGCGGCAUUACAAGAUCUAUUCUCUGCAUACCACCACCUGAUCUUGAAAGGUUUCGCUGCCAAGAAUAUCACUAUCACAGGUGACAGUGCAGGCGGAAACCUGGCUCUUGUCCUCACAUAUGUCAUUUCGCAAUCCGCUCUCCCGAUGCCAGGACGCGUCGCACUCUUCUCCCCGAACGCAGACCUCACUUACGCCUCCUACACCUCCAUACCUCACGACACCAUAUCCCUAUCAAACUACCAAGCUUUUGCUUCCCAAUAUCUAGGCAAUUUCCCUGCCAACCACCCUCUAGCAUCAGGCAUCCUAAUUCCAUUCACUGCAAGCUGGCCGAGGACAUUGGUGAUGACCGGCACAGCUGAUAGUUGUGCUGAGAGCUCGCGAAUAGUCGUCAGUCGUAUCCAAAAGGCAGGUGGGAGAGCUGAGCUUGUGGAGUAUGCGGAUUUGACGCAUAUGUGUUGGAUGGUUCCGAACUUCUAUCCGCAGUCGGACAAUGGGUUGGAGAGGCUUGCAGGUUUUGUAUACAAUUAA